AUGUUGGCCACUAGUACUGUUCCUUCAGAUAUAGCAUCCACAUCAACCCCCACUCCUGCAAUGUCAGCCACUAGUACUGUUCCUUCAGAUAUAGCAUCAACAUCAACCCCAGUCCUGCAAAUGUCAGCCACUAGUACCAUUCCUUCAGAUAUAACAUCAACAUCAAUCCCCAGUCCUGCAAUGUCAGCCACUAGUACUGUUCCUUCAGAUAUAGCAUCAACAUCAACCCCCACUCCUGCAAUGUCAGCCACUAGUACUGUUCCUUCAGAUAUAGCAUCCACAUCAACCCCCACUCAUGCAAUGUCAGCCACUACUACUGUUCCUUCAGAUAUAGCAUCAACAUCAACCCCCACUCCUGCAAUGUCAGCCACGUGUACUGUUCCUUCAGAUAUUGCAUCCACAUCAACCCCCACUCCUGCAAUGUCAGCCACUAGUACUGUUCCUUCAGAUAUAGCAUCAACAUCAACCCCCACUCCUGCAAUGUCAGCCACGAGUACUGUUCCUUCAGAUAUAGCAUCCACAUCAACCCGCACUCCUGCAAUGUCAGCCACUAGUACUGUUCCUUCAGAUAUAGCAUCAACAUCAACCCCCACUCCUGCAAUGUCAGCCACGAGUACUGUUCCUUCAGAUAUAGCAUCAACAUCAACCCCCACUCCUGCAAAUGUCAGCCACUAG
Acanthosepion pharaonis is the source of this 675-nucleotide messenger RNA. The record is from the annotation of a GenBank genome assembly. NCBI's taxonomy places the organism in Eukaryota, Metazoa, Mollusca, Cephalopoda, Sepiida, Sepiidae.